This is a messenger RNA of Danaus chrysippus (African queen), 3426 nucleotides long. The record is from the annotation of a GenBank genome assembly. NCBI's taxonomy places the organism in Eukaryota, Metazoa, Arthropoda, Insecta, Lepidoptera, Nymphalidae.
AUGGUUUUAAAUGCCGCUGUGCAGUUAUUAAGAGAGGCAGAGGAAUUGAAACAGAAGAUUUUAAAAUACAAUAGUUGUAUUUCUAUGCUUCAGGAUAGAAGUUUAUGGAUAACACAGCAACAGUUACAGAAGGUGUACCAGAAAGUUUUGGUUCUGGAUCUUGAUUAUGCUCUAGAGAAGAAAGUGGAACAAGAUCUGUGGAAUGUUGGUUUCAAGCAGCAAAUUGAGGCUUUACAGGCCAUUUCAAAAGAUAGAAAGAGUGUCCUCAGAAAUGAAGCUCAAGGUAUGCUAUCAUGGGUGCUGCAGGCUGCCGCUGGUUUCUACCUCUGCCUCUUGCAUCAAAUCUGCACAACAUUUAAAUUAGAUCUACCAUUUAGACGUAGGGCGUCCCUUCUCGGGUCAGUUGAAGGUUGGGAGGCCGGUGGUUGUCCGGAACCAGUUCGAGCGGGUGCUGGAGCAGCCCGGUACGCGUGUCAACACUGUCUAGUACACCUAGGAGACCUGGCUCGGUAUAGACACCAGUUGAAAGUCGCUCACACCUUCUACAGGCAUGCCCUGGCGGUGUCCGUGCAUUCAGGACAGCCAUACAAUCAGUUGGCGCUAGUAGCAUGGCGUCGUGGUCGUCGCCUGGCCGCACUCUACUGGCACGUUCGGUCUCUACUGGUCCGAGCGCCCUUCCCUCCCGCGCCUGCUAACCUCGCACGGACACUGGCCGCCGCUGGACGUGAUGUCAAGGAGUCGCCUCUGCCAGUACUACCGGGGCUGUCCAGUGUAGAGGGUCACACUACCAGCACACCUUCAAAAACAACUGUAACUGAAAAACUCGAUUCACACUCAUAUGUUAAUGAACUAGUACGAACACUCCACUAUCUGCAUAGCUUGGAACAUCUGGACAAGGCAGAAGAAUUGGUAGAGAAGCUGAACUCGUCCCUGACACACCUCGUGGCUACUGAUAGCUUCGAUUCUAUGACUCUGGUUAAGAUGGCGUGCGUCACAAUCUGGCUGGUUCACUCCAGUACGGAGGACUUGUCGUUGGAGCCGGCGGCCAUGAGCGAGGCGGAGGGUCGGGCCGCAGUGUUGGCGGGCUCGCUGGCCGCUCACAGCGUGCUGGCGCUGCUGCUGGCCGCGCACACUGGGGACACGCCCAACAAGGGCUUGCCGGCAUUGCGUGUGUGGCUCCAGUGGUCGUGGUGCCGACAGGCGGCGCUCCGGUCCCACGCGUGGGGCUCCAGGCCUCACAUGUGGGCGGCGCUCGCUCACGCUCUCAACAACAUGGGAGACGCCCUCGAGGACCCUGCCUAUGAAAGUCUUCCUCUGCCAGAGGAUGAAGAGUUACACGGCUUCUUACCACUGGAGGAGGCUUUGAAGGGACUCAAGUUUCCUAACCACUGCGGCUGGGACUCAAACAAGCUGCCUCAAGAAGAACCAGACGAAGACACUGCUUCCAGUGUGUCAGCGUCGUGGGGCGCGUCGUACCUGGCGCUGGUGAGUGACACGGAGCUACAGGCACGUGUGAGGAGCGCCAGACUUAGAAGACUUGGGGAGAAGCUAGCCGAACAACAUCCGGAGCUACUCACAUGCGAUGUUGACGAAGACGGGGUGAUGUCAUUUUCUACGAGCGAGUCCAGUAAGGAACAGCUGUCCUUGGUGUUGGCGACGCUGACACCGCCCUCAGCCCCGCCCACCGAGCCUCAGGCUCCACCCCCCGUACCCCCACCACCACCACUCAUCAUAUCGGAGGCUGACUUUCGAGAGAAAGUACGAGAAAAACGAGCGGGCAUCCUCAAGCCGCAGGGGUCUCUGGAGCGAGCGAGGGAGGAGAGACGAGCCGCGCCCGCCGCUGAGGAUCAGGACGGCGAGGAGUGUGAGGAGGGAAGUAAGAGUGAGGACAAGAAGGAGGCGCGGAAACCGAGAGUAAACAUAGCUAUGGCGGCUAUUAUGAGGAAACAGGAGGAGACUAACAAACAGGUUAAAUUUGUAACUCCACCCCCCACACCGGAGACUACAGAUGAAGCAAGCGAGAGUGCAUCGAAAGAUGAGAAAACAAAAGUCAUUCAACCGAAGGCCAUUAAGUCAUUAGCAAAUUUACCGGUGGGAAGAAAAACGGGGGGAAUCCUCUCGUUGAAAGACAAAUCGGCCGGAUAUCCGCACCUCCAGAAUACGGAAACGGAAACGAAGAAAUCGGAACAGGAAGAAAAGAGCGAAGAGAAGUCAGCCCAAAACAGUUCCGUCUCGCAGAAUUAUCAUCAACGGGAUCAAGGCACCAACUGGCCGACGAUGACGGCGCCGUACAGCGACAAUAAUAAGAUGAACUUCCAAAAGAAUUACGGAAUACAAAACAGCGGAAUAAGUUACAACCCCAACUACCAGGCGCCCUCCAACACACAGGGGAUCAGACUGCCUGUUGUGAACCCCAAGGAGAUCGACGUGAGGACGGCGGCGCUACAGAAACAGAACUCUCGCCAGGAAAUAUUCCAGGAGGCCAAUAAAUUCAAUCACGGAUACCAAAUAUCUGGCGACAAAAAGAACUUCCUUAACGACCUGCCGCCGAGGUUCGCGAACCAGUACCGAUACUGGCAGAGUCCGCACGAGAACACAUUCAACGAUAACAAGUUCCGCGACGACAGCAACAAGCUCACCGCGCCCUUCACCGCACAACCUCCCAGACAGAACUGGCCGAGCACGAACGACAACUUCCAGCAGGGCAUGCCCUGGUGGAAACCCGACACCCGCACGAACUUCAACCAGCCGAACUUCUCCACCACACCCAUGAAUAUACCGAACUUCUAUUCUCAAAUGUCCGGGAACGUGCCCAAUAUUUAUCCAAAUCUACAAUACAACCAGAUGCAAGGCCAGAACAUUGGCCAAAACAUGCAAAAUGUGGGCCAGAACAUGUCAAAUAUAGGACGAAAUAAGCAGGAUAGUUUGGCGCCGUCGUUCGGUCAAUCAGCGGUCGGUCAGCCGCAGGUACAGCCCCUGGGCUUGGUGUCGUCUCCCGGGUACAGCUCGGCCGUGAACAGCUUCAGCCCGUACCCGGCCGCCGUUAGCUACGACUCGUCCUUAUACCCUCAGUUCAACAAACUCGGCUACCAGCCGCUACAGCUCAACAAACAGAACUACCACGGGAAGGACUCGGAGCCAGGAGUCGGCUUCGGCAGCAACGUGCUCGACGUACAACACGUGAACUAUAACGAGCCGUUCACUAACGACGGAACUAACGACACAUUGGAAGACGUGGCGGGCGCUCAGUCGGAGGCGGGGGCUGCGGUGUCGGGCGGUGUAUCCAACACGUACUCGUUGUUCAGACAGGACGCGCACGCCUGGCCGCCCUCCACACAUCAGUCCCUGUGGUCAGGUCCGGGCGGGUCUCCUCUGGAGCGUCUCCUGGAACAACAGAAGCAGAUGAAGCCGCCCUCCACACACUGA